This is a messenger RNA of Nilaparvata lugens (brown planthopper), 1247 nucleotides long. RefSeq names its product TATA-binding protein-associated factor 2N. The transcript has 3 exons. NCBI's taxonomy places the organism in Eukaryota, Metazoa, Arthropoda, Insecta, Hemiptera, Delphacidae. The record is from RefSeq and is a predicted model, not a curated record. Bases 78 to 677 code for a protein of 199 amino acids.
GAAUUAUUCAAUAGUUGAAUACAAGGUGAGCUUCUAACUCUGAGACUCUCAAGUUGGUUCUGUUAGAAGUCACAACAAUGGACUUUAAAGCUUUGAUAUUUUUUGGUGCUCUGUUGAUUGAUAGUUGUAUCAGCUUUGAUCAAGGAGGUCAUGGAGGUAGGGAACUUGAUCGAGGAGGUCAUGGAACUAGAGAAACUUAUCAAGGAGGUCACGAUGGAGAUCAUGGCAGAUAUUUAGGAGGAUAUUAUGAUAUUGAUGAUUAUGUAGCUGUAGGACCUCCACCUCAAAUAGUUCUAGAUUAUCAAGGAGGUCAUGGAGGUAGGCAACUUGAUCAAGGAGGUCAUGGAGGUAGGCAACUUGAUCAAGGAGGUCAUGGAGGUAGGCAACUUGAUCAAGGAGGUCAUGGAGGUAGGAAACUUGAUCAAGGAGGUCAUGGAACUAGAGAAACUUAUCAAGGAGGUCACGAUGGAGAUCAUGGCAGAUAUUUAGGAGGAUAUUAUGAUAUUGAUGAUUAUGUAGCUGUAGGACCUCCACCUCAAAUAGUUCUAGAUUAUCAAGGAGGUCAUGGAGGUAGGCAACUUGAUCAAGGAGGUCAUGGAGGUAGGCAACUUGAUCAAGGAGGUCAUGGAGGUCAUAGACUACAUGGAAGAGGACGUAUACCUGAAUGUCCUGAAUGAGUAUAAUUUUGUGGAUUUAAGUGAGAUUUUCAAUAUUUCAAGUGAUUGUGGAGGAAUAUUAUUGUUUGGAUUUGUGUUUUGAAAUUAAUCAAUCUGAUAAACUCGAAAUUGUAGUAGAUACAUUUUUUGGACUCAAAAUAAUGUGUGAAUUAAGUUAUCAUUCUAACAUAACCUGUAAUCUAGUCUAGCUAGACUGUGUUUUAACUUCUCGACCUGAGUCACGUAAGUGUGAGUUGAGCCUUAGUCUUUCAAUAGCCGGAGACAUGAUGGAACACAUUCAAGUGAUGAUUGGAAGAAGUAUGAGAAUCUGAAAUAAUAAUUUUUAUUUGGGUUUUAUAUGUAAAUUUUGAAUCAGCAGCUUCUGAAUCAAAAUUGCUGACCUCUGAGCAAAAUGAGGCAAUUUUUUGUUUGGAAACUUGUUUUUGUUCAAUCAGAUGUUUGAUAUUUAUUUUGUAUGUUAAUUUUUCCCAUUGAUGGAAUAAUAUUAUAAAUUCAAUUAAUGAUAUUUGUAUAUUAAUGGAUUGAUUCUGGAUGUUUUGUCGAAUAUGAAUAAAAUAUGAGAAUUGGCAA